CGCGGACGACGCGAAAGUCACGGCCGCGAGUCGCGAGUGCGAGACGCGGAGACGCAGACGUGUUGUCGCGGCGCCUCCGCGACUCGGGGUACGGCGGGAGCGAGACGCACGUGAGACCCGCGUAUCGCGCACCCGCGUUCGAACAUCUCUCCGGGACGGGAAAAAAACAUCUCCGUCCGGACGAUACGUCCGCGCGCGGAAUCGACCGCUCCGUGCCGAGCGUCCCGACGAUGGUCCCCGUCGAUGGCUCGACCGCGGCCCGCGGCUCGUCCGACCGCGAUGACCAGAAAACUCUAUGCAACAUGCCACCAGAUAGGCCGGAUGCAUCGGGUAUCGAAACUGAUAUAGAACUGAAUUCAUCUCAGGAUUAUAAUUUUGGUGAAAACGCCUAUACGAUGAACGACAAGGAGAAGGAGAACGCCAGCGUGCUGACUGACACAAACUCGACCAACGAAUGUCAGAGCGACAUUCCCAGAUGGGAAAAGUCCAUGGAAAAGAACAAUCAGUCGGACGACGAGUUAACAUCUCUCAGUUGGUUGCAUCAGCAGAAUUUACUUAAGGGUUUGGAGAUUUCAAAUCCUUCCAAAGAUAUGAAACACGAGAAUAUGCUAAACAACAAUAUCUGCGAUGAUAUGGCAGACUUUUCUGAAAAUACGAAUUCUAUAUCAAGCUUGGAUGAUAGUUUCUGUCCAGAGAACAAUGGGAAGACAAACGUGACGCUGAACGGAAAUGGACAAAACUGUCAACACCCCGUCAAGAAUUGUCAAAAGUCUACGCAAAUAUUUCAGGACUCUGUGAAAAGUCAUUGCAAUAUUUCGCCAAGUAAUCAAACGAAGAUUUCUUUGAGCAACAAUAAUUUGCCAAUGUCUAAUCGCAACAAGCAUCCUACCCAUAUACCAUAUGAUCCUCAUUUACACAGAAAUAGCAAACCACCAUAUUCAUUCUCCUGCCUCAUAUUUAUGGCUAUCGAAGAUAGUCCUGUUAAGGCGCUACCCGUGAAAGAAGUUUACGCGUGGAUCCUGGAACAUUUUCCGUAUUUCAGAAAUGCCCCUACUGGAUGGAAAAAUUCCGUCAGACAUAAUUUGAGCCUCAACAAGUGCUUUCGAAAAGUAGAGAAAGCUCCGAAUUUAGGCAAGGGAUCAUUGUGGAUGGUGGAUGCACAGUAUCGCCCGAAUCUGAUCCAAGCGUUAUCUCGCGCGCCUUUUCCUCCUCCCACAUCUCAAAAUCUAUCUUCGUCGGAAAAGAUGUCCAGGAAAUGCAUGAACACACGUCUCCCGGAUCCGGUUCUCUUUCCAUACUUAUCCAAAAGACUGGCGUCUAGCAAUAUUAAUGAUAGCGCGGAAGCCGAGAUAGAUAGCGACGUUGAUGCGGCAGCUGCCGCCAUGCUUUCUUUCAAGCAUGGACCUAUCAUUUUGAAUCAUAACAAAGAUCGUAAGCGAAAAUUACCGGAAUCGGAAAAAUUGGUGCCUGUAAUUACCAGGAGUUCCAGCGAGGACCAUACUUAUAGCUGUAUCGCUUCGAUAAAAUUGGAAAGCAAACAUUCGAAUGAGGAGGAAUUAAAUCCGGAUUUUGAUGAACAAAGAAAGAUUGCGGAAGGUGCUGAUGCGCUUCUAAAUUUGGCCGGAGUUAGUACAGCGUUAAACCACAAUAGAACACAUCACGUAACGCAGGGUAUUAACACGGCACCGAAAUCAGAAGGUAUUGCGAAAUCAAAAAAGCGCUCUACCACAGGUGAUUACUCGAGCACAUCUGAAAAAAAGCGUAAGAGAUGGCGGGAUUGGGAGGAAGGAAAUCGAUACCUAAAACAAAUUAGAGGUUAACAUUAAAUAAUUUUCGUUACAUGUCGAAGAGUGUACAUUAUCGAGAGCUUUCCCGCUUGCGUGCAAGUUGGAAACAUUUGAGAAACUUUACCAUCCAGUAAGAGUAUGAGAAAAUAUUUUUGUUUCAUAUUGUCAGGAAAUUCCUUGCUCAUUUCUAAACGCGUUUAAAUUCGACCUUGACGAAAAUUUCUUGAUCGAACCAGUCUCUCGUCAUGGACACACACAUACACACACACACACACAACACACAAACGCGCAUGUAAAUUCUUCCAUAACUUCUAGUUAGUGCUAGAAAAGAGGGUUGUUGAAUGCAUUUCGAAUUGAUUGGUGUGGUUGCUCAGGGUUCACAACAUGCUAUAUGCCAAAAUACAUUCGGUAGCACUAAACAACAAGCAAUAAUAGAGAUGUAGUGUUAAAGAGAUACUUUUUAACAUGCUGUUGAAACAUGAUUACAAUUGAAUAGUUCGUGGAAUAUAUAUAUAUAUAUAAAUAUAUCAAUAUAAGAAAUAUUAUUAUUACAUACUGAAGUAAGUAAUGAUAAUCAUUUUAGAACUGUUGUGAAACAAUUAUAUUAAGUCAUAGAAGAGUUUAAUUAAUGAUAGAGGUCUAUAUCAGUCUUCUUUUUUUUUUUUCUUUUUUGUAGAUAUGUAUAGAGGCAUAAUCAACAUCUGCUAUCAUAACGCCUGUCGCAACAAUAAUGAGACCUGCCGUUUUCAAACGUAACGCGGCGAAUUUUCGACAUCGAAAUCACGGCACAGUUUGAAGAGCCCAGUGUUACCAUAUUUCAUUUCGUGGCAGCUAGUCUCAUUAUUUUUGAAACAGGCCACGUAUCCGAUAGAGAGAGAGAGAGAAAGAGAGAGAGAGAGAGAGAAGAGAGAGAGAUCGAAAUAAUAUAUUUAAAAAAACAAUUACACGCAUACAUGUUUCUGUAUAUGUGUAUAUAUGUAUAUAAAAUGUAUACGUGCAUGUAUAUGCAGAUGUACACAUUGCACGCGCAUCAAAGGCCGACAUAUUCAUUCAUGUAUAUAUAUGAUCGGACUCCUCGACUCGAGAUGAAACGUCCAUUCUGCUCUCGGCUACUCUUUCGUAUUCGGAUAACCAUACACAGAAUGAAAAUGUCAUCAUCGCGCACGCAUCGUGUCCGUACGUGUCCAUACCUCAUUAGUCACUUUUGUUGUAUGUAUGUGACGAGACGACGAAUGUGAAAUAGUGGAAGAGUGGCAAUGUCAUGUUCGACCGAUUGAAAAAAAAAA
Messenger RNA from Pogonomyrmex barbatus (red harvester ant), 3073 nucleotides. RefSeq lists its product as uncharacterized. The record is from RefSeq and is a predicted model, not a curated record. Gene Ontology annotation, cellular component: nucleus. Lineage: Eukaryota; Metazoa; Arthropoda; Insecta; Hymenoptera; Formicidae. Gene Ontology annotation, molecular function: DNA-binding transcription factor activity; cis-regulatory region sequence-specific DNA binding. Gene Ontology annotation, biological process: regulation of DNA-templated transcription.